Messenger RNA from Syzygium oleosum, 876 nucleotides. Its product is annotated as phosphopantothenoylcysteine decarboxylase subunit VHS3-like. The record is from RefSeq and is a predicted model, not a curated record. Lineage: Eukaryota; Viridiplantae; Streptophyta; Magnoliopsida; Myrtales; Myrtaceae. The transcript is spliced from 3 exons. The coding region runs from base 153 to 683 and encodes 176 amino acids.
CAAAACCACCCCCCCCACCGCUUCGCAAAAACCCUAAUCCCGUCCAGUCCCUUCUCAAAUCCAAUCCACGGCUCCCCCCUCUCUCUCUCUCUCUAGCUUUCUCUCUCUAGCUGCUGCUGCUGCUGCUGCUGCGGUGCUUGUUGCCCUAGGAAAUGGCCGCCGCGUGCUCCGCCGCCGCCGCCGCCGCCGCCGCGAGCGGCUUCCUCAGCGCAUUCUUGGAAGCCCUGGUGGCCGAGGCCGCCGUGUCCGCGGUCAACGGCCUCGCCUGCUCGCUCCUGAUGGUGAAACCUUUGAUUGGUGCAGUCAGCAUCCUUCCAAAAGAGCUGGACACAUCUCAAAGCUUCCCCAUUUCUGAGUUGCAUGCUGUGAAGAAACCUGGUCCCGAGAACACAGAUGGCAGCGAAACUGAGGAUGAUGAAGAUGAGGAUGAUGAUGAGGGUGAUGACCAGGAUGACGAUGGAGGCGAGGAAGAGGAUGGCUCAGGUGAAGAGGGUGAGGAGGAAGGGGAUCCAGAGGAUGAGCCUGAGGCCAAUGGAGAAGGGGGAAGUGGAGAUGAAGAUGAUGAUGAUGAGGAUGACGACGAUGACGAUGGGGAAGAGGAGGAAGACGAUGGCGAUGAGGACAAUGAAGAUGAAGAUGAUGAGGAAGAGUUACCUCAACCUCCUGCAAAGAAGAGGAAAUGAGAUUGUAUCAUGCUUCUAAUGGCUUGUGUUUAAUGUGGUGUUCGCUUCGUUGGAGGGUAGGUUUUUGCUAGUAUUAGGCUAGAAUUGGGGGAUUUGGGUUUGUAUGUUUGCUUCUUUGCAUUAGAAAAGAUGCUUAGCAUUUUGUCGUGACCCUAGUUCAAUAAUUCUAGUAAUCGCUGUAUUACCAUCGUGA